Phaeoacremonium minimum UCRPA7 is the source of this 609-nucleotide messenger RNA. RefSeq lists its product as hypothetical. Bases 1 to 609 code for a protein of 202 amino acids. Lineage: Eukaryota; Fungi; Ascomycota; Sordariomycetes; Togniniales; Togniniaceae. The record is from RefSeq and is a predicted model, not a curated record. The transcript is spliced from 2 exons.
AUGUCGUUCGGCGUAAUUUCAGACGCUGCCACCAAAUGUAAGCCUAGUUUGGUGUCCCACCCGUCCUAUCCCUCCGUUCCCGCUGCGUCGCGUCGCAUCGCGUCGCGUCGCGUCAGCACCAGCCCCAGCGUUGAGUGCUUUCACAUCAUUCUGCCUGACCAACCGACUGUGGCUGACUUGCUGAUUGACCGACUUGCUGACGAUCCUCUCUACUCCAGUCUUCACCGCACAACGUCCGGCGUGACGGUGUAUACGUCUCCCACCAAGGUCCCUAUCAAGGCUGACCAGCAAGUCUCCGACGCCAAGCUACGUACUGUCCAGCGUACUGCCCACCAUCCUGCCCACCAUAUCGUCAAUACAGUCAACUGGCAUCGCAACCUUCGCGCCGGCUGCCUCCUCGGUAUGGCUACUCUUUGCGGCACCCUCCUCUACCUCGACCGCGGUCGCGACGCCGCGACGGCCUACAUCGACCUCCUGAACAAGAAGGCCCAUGCGGAGGCGGAGCUCAUGAAGGGCAAGGCGGAGCUCGUGAAGGGCAAGGCAGAGCUCGUGAGGGCCGAGGCGGAGAAGAUUCGAGCGGCGACGCGUGCUUCCCCGGCAGGGAAGUAG